CAAUCACCAGACCUUUACCCCAUCGUGAGGGCGCCGCCCUGCGCCGUCACGCUCGCCCGUUCGUGCCGCGCCUCGCACGAGAUCCCCAACGACGGCGAGGGCAGGGAGCCGCUGCCCAGCUGCACGCUCGCCUCUGCAGAUCCCCAACGACGGCGAGUGCAGUCAGCCGCUGUCCAGCUCGCCCCUGCAGAUCAGCCGUUCGCCGUCCACGCUCGCCCCUGCAGAUCCCUGGCAGUCAGCCUCUGUUCAGCUGCACGCUCGCCAGUGCAGAUCCUCGGCGAGGGCAGGUAGCUGCUGUCUCCCCUGCGGAUCAGCUAGGCUCCGUUCCAUGUGUGCCGCCGCGCUUGCCGGGGGCCGGUGAUGGCUGUCGUGCUGUCACCCGUUCGGAUCAGAUAGGCACCGCCACACUUGCCGUGGUGCCAUCGUGCCAUCGAAGCCGGCCCCCUGCCUAUCGCUCCGAGCUGCGCCUUCACUAACGUCGUGCCAAGGCGCCGCCCUCCCGUCCAGAGCAAUCCCCGUCGAGUAGGUCCGCAUUGACGCUCGCCAUUGACGCCCUGCAAACAAGAUGGACAGAAGUUGGAUCAAUUCAAGGCUAUUUAGCAAGCCACAUCUGGAUGGGGUUGAUGAGUUCAUGAAGUUUGUUUCAGAAAGAUGUGAGGAGAAUGAAGAGAUACUUUGUCCUUGUCGUAAGUGCUUGAAUCAGGUUCAUAGGCAUAAAGGAGUUGUGGAGGACCACUUAUAUAUUAAUGGCAUGUACAGCACAUACAUUAGGUGGAUACUUCAUGGUGAACCACCAGAUGGCAGAAUUAAUGAAAAUGCAGAUCGUAUGGAUGAACAUAUUGGUUUCAAUGAGAAUUCUAAUGAAAAUAUUGGAAUGAAUGAGGAGGAGGAACAAGAUGAUGAUAGAUUGCCUGAUAUGCUAGAGGAGUUGUAUGCAGCUGAACAAGAUGAAGGAAAAUCUUUGUUUGCAUCUGUAUUAGAGGAGAUGAAAAAGGAACUUUACCCCGGUGCAGCUAGUACAAGAUUUUCUUUUGUGGUGAGGUUACUCCACAUCAAGUCAUUCUAUCGAAUAAGCAAUGUUGCAUUCAAUGCAAUUCUGAAGCUGUUAUCAUUGGCAUUUCCCAAUUGCUCUCUUCCCGCAUCUUUCCAUGAAGCGAAGAAACUUAUUCGUGCAUUGGGACUCGGAUAUGAGUCAAUCCAUGUGUGCCCCAAUAAUUGUAUUUUGUUUCGGAAGGAACAUGCAAACAAAGAUAAUUGCCUAGUUUGUGAUGAAUCAAGAUGGAAAGAUAAUGAUGCAAAGAAAAAGAUACCUCAAAAGGUGUUGCGACAUUUUCCAUUGAUUCCAAGGCUGAAGAGGAUGUUUGCUUCCAAGAAAACAGCUGAGGAGCUACAAUGGCACAAGUUGAAGAGAAAACCGAUGGAUAAUGAGCUUAGUCAUCCAGCUGAUGGUGAGGCAUGGAAGGACUUUGAUAGAAAAUAUGAGUGGUUUGCGAACGAUCCAAGAAACAUCAGGCUUGGCCUUGCUACGGAUGGUUUCAAUCCAUUUGGCAAAAUGAACGCCACAUAUAGCAUGUGGCCGGUAUUUCUUGUGCCCUAUAACUUUCCUCCAUGGCUCCAUGGUUAUGUAUGGAACAAUCAAACUUCAUGAUGUGCCUACUCAUCCCUGGAAAGGAAUGCCCUGGAAAGGAUUUUAAUGUCUUUUUGGAGCCACUAGUUGAAGAGCUGCUAGAUCUUUGGAAAGGUAUCAGUACCUUCGAUGCUGUUAGUAGAAAAACUUUUGAUCUACAUGCUGCGGUCAUAUGGUGUAUUCAUGAUUAUCCAGCUUUGAGCACAUUGUCAGGCAGAGUCACAAGAGGUUAUUAUGCAUGUGUUCGUUGUGAUAAAAAUCCUUGCUCUAGAAGAAUAAGGAAUAAGAUAUGUUAUAUUGGCCAUCGACGUUUCCUUCCAGCAGACCAUCCAUGGAGGAGAAAGAAAUGUUUUGAUGGUCAGGUUGAAGAACGUGGCAGACCAGAGGAGUUUACUUUGGAAGAGCUGAUGCAACAAUUGGAGAGAGUUAAGGAUGUUAGGCCAGGAAAGCAUCCUCAAAGCAAGAAGAGAAAGCGGGGAGAAGAUGAUCAUCAAUGCUGGAAGAGAAGGUCUUGUUUGUUUGAUUUGCCGUAUUGGACUAGUUUGAAGCUACCGCACAAUCUUGAUGUAAUGCACAUUGAAAAAAAUAUAUGUGACUACAUUCUUGCUACAUUUCUCGGCCUGGUUGGGAAGUCAAAGGACAAUAUCAAUGCUAGGCUUGAUUUAGAGGAUAUGGGCAUAAGAAAAAAAUUACACUUGAGGUAUGAUGGAAAAUCAUACUGUGUUUAGAGGAUAUGCCGCCUGGUCGUAAGCGUGGAACAGGCAAGGCCCCAGAAGCAGAGCCACCACUCACAGAAUAUGAAAGACAGAGGGCUCAAACAAUGAUGAGGAACAACCAGGUGCUGCGCAGUCUUGGGGUGACUACAUUGGCUUCAAUUCUCAACAGUUUGAGUGCAAAGAAAAAGGCAGCAGCUCGUGAAGACUCUGGUUCUUUGUAUGAACCCCAAGAUAUAGAGGGCGCAGAAGAUGAUGUGGUCGAUCAGAUGACAGUGAACACGGUCAUGAGUACUGGAGGAGCAAGGGGCUCAAAGAGGAUCUCUGUGGGACCUGUGGAACAAGAGCAACCUGCUAGAAUGACUAGGCAGAGGACAAGGGAACUGACAUCAAUUGAGGAAGGUCUGCUUGACACAACUACAAGUGUGCAGCAAGAUUCACUGCCUGCACAAGUUGAUGAACAGGAACAGAUGUGCAAUGAAGGUGAGUCUAGUUCCAUGGCAAAUCAACGCAGCAGGGGAAGAAGUAUGGGCAAAGAUCUGGAAAGGAUGUGUAGAGGUUUGAACACGAAGAUUCCAGUGGUCAUUGCUGAGGGGAAGAGAAGGCCAGAGGUGCCCAUGCAAGCAGCAAAGCUUGCAUCUGAGGGUGGUAUUAUACUGAGGCAACAUAUACCAAUCUACACACACUGGAAGGAGUACAAGAAAGAUGAGGCUCCUCUUAAGGACUACAUGGGGAAAGUUGCUGUUAAAUUUACCAUGGACACCAACAACAGUGCUGUGAAGUCUGCAUGCACUGAUCUGCUGAAGUCUGGGCAGCGACAAAUGAGGCAUAAGCUAAAGAAAAAUUACUUUGAUGAUGUACCAGCUAAUCAAGUGAGGACAACAUCUCCUACGAAUAGUAUGACUGAUGAACAGUGGAAGACACUUGUGACCAUGUGGUCAAACCCAAAGCAUAAGGAGAGGUGUCUGAAGGCCAAAGUGAGUCGCAAGGAAGUUAAGUACCCUCACAAGACAGGUUCUAGGUAUUACCUUGCGCAGACCUAUGCUGUGAAACAGGACAAAUAUAAAGAUGAGCCGCCCACUGCAAUUGAUCUUUUUGAGGCGUUUCAUUGCAGCAGGAAGACUGGUUGUAGUGUGCCAGUAAAGGAAGCCAUUGCUCAAAUGGUAGCCAUUGUGGCUGAACCUCCAGAAGAAGGUCAAGCAUCAAAGACUCCUGCUGAAGCUGUCGCCCAAGUUUUGCCAUCCACAAAGUUUCUUCGAAAUGCUGGUCUUGAGAUACCAGCAACAAAGAAGAGCUCAUCUGCUUGUGCACAAGUAUAACAACUUCAAGCUGAAAUAAAUUGGAGAGGCAAGGUUCAGCAGCACUUCAAGAGAAAAUGGAUGAUCAACAAACUGAGGUAGAAGACUUGAAGCUGAAGUUCCAAGAAUCUGAAGCAGCAAGGGAGAAUCAAAUGGGAGAGAUUGAAAGUUUGAAGAAGCAAGGAGAGGAAACCAAUGCCCUUAUUCGCCGCCUGUUAUGCCUCAACAGGGAGUAGUUCUUUGAGUUCUUGCUGGUUUGAGGAGGUGCUGUGUAUUUAUUUUGCUAUACAUGUCGCUUGGUACAUGCUUUUUGACUCUGUUCAUGUAGUGGUGUUGGUGGUUCCAAGAACUUGUUACAUUGAACCUGUUAUCAGGCUGUGGUAUGCAUCUGGGAGAACUUGUGAAUCUGGUAGCUUUUGGAGUGAUGGUUGGUAACUUGUGAAUCUGGUGGCUUUUGGAGUGAUGGUUGGGCUGUAAUAAAUAUUUUGUAAAGUGACCUAUUCGACUUUGAAUGAAUCUGUUGUUGUGGGCUGAGAUGUUAA
Molecule: messenger RNA, 4180 nt
Organism: Panicum virgatum (switchgrass)
Lineage: Eukaryota; Viridiplantae; Streptophyta; Magnoliopsida; Poales; Poaceae
Exons: 9
Coding region: 2361-3659 (432 amino acids)
Source: RefSeq, a predicted model, not a curated record